Messenger RNA from Sinocyclocheilus rhinocerous, 611 nucleotides. Its product is annotated as PWWP domain-containing protein MUM1-like. The record is from RefSeq and is a predicted model, not a curated record. NCBI's taxonomy places the organism in Eukaryota, Metazoa, Chordata, Actinopteri, Cypriniformes, Cyprinidae.
AUGGGACAUGGACUGAAAAGACUGGAUAUGAUUUUCCGGCUUUGCCACGUCAGACAAGAGGGAAUGAUUGUGGUGUUUUUGUACUCAUGUACACCCUCUCAAUGGUGUGUGACAUUGGGUUUCAAUUCCAGGAGAUGGAUAUGCCUGUCAUCCGCCGAUGGUGGUGCCUUCUACUCAUGGAACGAUUUCAAAUUGAUGGGAUAUACUCAGUGGAAAAAGGUCAAAGUGGUUUCCACUAAACCCCGUUUUCAAGUGCCUGUCUACAUUGAGAAUGAGCAGUCCCUGACAAUCCUUUAUAACUACAUGAAAGGAGUUCUUAAUAAAACCCAAACGCAGCUGACCUACAAUGAUGAGGUGGAGUUCAUUUGUGGAUGUCUCCUCCCAGAGGCCAUCAUUCAUGGCCUUUGCGAGCUGCAGGGCUUGUCUUGGCAGGAGGCUGAAGAGAUGUUCCUCCAGGGCCCCACUUAUCACUCAAGUGAAGUUGAGGAAUUUGACAGAAGAAUUGCUCGAGAAAUGAAAAAUCUCCCCAACAAGAAUCUCGAUGACUUGUAGGACCUCAUGAAAAAGAAUACAAAAAUAAAGUUUGGUGUGAGAAAAUGACUCCGAGCACU